AUGGGAGACUCGGCUGGUAUGUAUGGGAAUUCUGGUGAUACAGAUUUGCUUGAGCUCACAGGAAAAAUCAUGGUGGUGGCUAUAAUAAUCCUUUCCAUUGUGGCAGUUUUUUUGUUUUGUCUUCACCUCUAUGCCAAAUGGUUCUUGCACCGCCGCCAAGAAAACGCCACCACCACAUCCCACCGCCGCCGCCGCAACUUUGACUUCGCUGCUGGGCACCUAGAAGUAACUGUUAUCACUGCUCGCCCCGGCCUAGACCCGGCGACGCUCAAAACUAUACCUGUAGUCGUAUUUGAUCCCAAAGAGUUUAAAGAAGGAUUAGAAUGUGCAGUGUGUUUGUGUGAGAUUUCUGAUGGUGAAAAAGCCAGGCUUUUACCAAAAUGCAAGCACGGAUUUCAUGUUGAAUGCAUUGAUAUGUGGUUCCAAUCACAUUCAACUUGCCCUCUUUGUCGAAACCCGGUUUCAAAUUCGAGUCAACCCUCUUCGAAUUCUGUAACUACUGAAUCAACACUUGAUACUAUAUUACAAACCCCAAUUGGGGAAAAUUCAGGCGUUAAUGGUACAGAUGUUCCAAGUUUCCCUACCAACGUGUUGUUUUGGGGUAAUGAAACUCAGAUUAGCGUAUUGGGUCCUUGUUUGGAGGAUGGCAGUGGAAUUAGUACCAGUGCCACUUCCUCACAGACACCUAGUUCUUCAUCAUCCCAGUCGACUAGUAAUAGGCCGGACGGCAUGAUGGUGAUUGAUAUACCAAGGCCGUUUAAUGACGAGGAAGAACAAAAAUCUCCGGUGCCUACACGAUUGAGGUCAUUGAAAAGGCUCUUGAGCGGUAACAGAAGGAUCAAUCCUUGCAGUCCAAGAAAUGUUGAUCUGUAG
This is a messenger RNA of Fraxinus pennsylvanica, 873 nucleotides long. NCBI's taxonomy places the organism in Eukaryota, Viridiplantae, Streptophyta, Magnoliopsida, Lamiales, Oleaceae. The record is from the annotation of a GenBank genome assembly.